Molecule: messenger RNA, 5213 nt
Organism: Scleropages formosus (Asian bonytongue)
Lineage: Eukaryota; Metazoa; Chordata; Actinopteri; Osteoglossiformes; Osteoglossidae
Gene: taok1b
Product: TAO kinase 1b
Exons: 20
Coding region: 618-3704 (1028 amino acids)
Biological process (GO): protein phosphorylation; regulation of cytoskeleton organization
Cellular component (GO): cytoplasm
Molecular function (GO): protein serine/threonine kinase activity; ATP binding
Source: RefSeq, a predicted model, not a curated record
GAGCCAGCGGUGCUCGCGGCCCGAGGAAAGGAGUGGAGGACGACGCGGGUGAAAACCAGCGCCCCAAAACAAACAGUAAAUAUAUUACAACAGUGGAACCAAACGCUUUUUUUUUUUUUCUCCCCAGCGCAAGCCGCCUGUCAGGCUCUGGUGUGAAGUAAGGGCGUGGUCAUCGUUUAGUUUGAGGGAGUUUUCGCUCUGUUCCUUCAUAUUUUCCCCGUGUUUGUCGCGGGAGGGAGGAGACACAGUACACGGCCGCCAUCUUUGGAAUCUGCCCGUGGCUGGAGAGCGGGCUUCUGGGCCGCUGCCGGCCCUGUGAAGGCUACUGCACUACGGUCAGCGAGAACGGACCUUCGCUUCGGCUUGACAGCACACUGGAGCGUCGCCGCUCGAAUCGCUUUGUUAGAGGGGGAAUACAGACCCCUGCGGUGAGCGCGGAGCUGGUUGAAACCACCCCUGGAAUCGAUACGGCGCUCGUCCCCGUCCCUUAAAUCUGGCCUGUCGGACUGGUUCCUAUGUGUACAAGGCAGCCCUGCUGCAGAUGAGCCAGAGGCGGAGGCCUUUGCAGCAAAGUCGCAGGCCCAGAUAGUCCCCUGCGGCGGUAGUGGGCUCCCAGCAUGCCCUCCACCAGCAGGGCAGGGAGCCUGAAGGACCCCGAGAUCGCAGAGCUGUUCUUUAAGGAAGACCCUGAGAAGCUCUUCACUGACCUGCGUGAGAUUGGCCAUGGCAGUUUUGGCGCUGUCUACUUCGCACGGGAUGUGCGCAGUACAGAGGUUGUGGCUAUCAAGAAGAUGUCCUACAGUGGGAAACAGUCCAAUGAGAAAUGGCAAGACAUCAUCAAGGAGGUCAAGUUCCUACAAAGAAUACAGCACCCUAACAGCAUCCAGUACAAGGGCUGCUACCUGCGGGAGCACACAGCCUGGUUGGUUAUGGAGUACUGUCUAGGUUCUGCAUCUGACCUUCUGGAGGUGCAUAAAAAGCCUCUUCAGGAACUGGAGAUAGCAGCAAUUACCCAUGGUGCACUACAGGGCUUGGCCUACCUUCAUUCACACAAUAUGAUUCACAGGGACAUCAAGGCUGGCAAUAUCCUGCUGACAGAACCAGGACAGGUGAAGCUGGCAGACUUUGGCUCUGCCUCCAUAGCCUCUCCUGCCAACUCCUUUGUGGGCACACCAUAUUGGAUGGCCCCUGAAGUGAUUCUAGCUAUGGAUGAGGGCCAGUAUGAUGGAAAGGUGGACAUCUGGUCUCUGGGAAUCACUUGCAUUGAGUUAGCGGAGAGAAAGCCCCCUCUCUUCAACAUGAAUGCAAUGAGUGCCUUAUAUCACAUAGCGCAGAAUGAGAGCCCCACACUGCAGUCAACUGAAUGGUCAGAUUACUUUAGAAACUUUGUAGAUUCAUGUCUUCAGAAAAUCCCUCAAGACAGAUUGGACUCUGAGGAGCUCUUAAAGCAUGCCUUUGUCCUGCGGGCGCGGCCUGAAACAGUGUUGACAGACCUUAUCCAACGGACCAAAGAUGCAGUGCGUGAGUUGGACAACCUGCAGUAUCGCAAGAUGAAGAAGAUUCUCUUUCAAGAGGCCCACAAUGGACCUGUGGCAGAAGCCCCUGAUGGGGAGGAGGAGCCAGAGCAUGGGGCGGGCAGGACAGGCACAGUGAGCAGUGUGGGCAGCAAUCAGUCCAUCCCCAGCAUGUCCAUCAGUGCCAGUUCCCAAAGCAGCUCUGUCAACAGUUUGCCAGAUGCCGCAGCUGAUGACCACAGUGAGCUGGAGCUGAUGGAGGGUGACCACACAGUCAUGUCCAACAGUUCUGUCAUCCAUCUCAAGCCGGAAGAGGAGGAGGAAAGUUAUCAUGAUAACCCAGAUCCCCGAAGCAGACCCUCUGAGCCACAGCCACCACCGGCACAGACACCCCGGCAAAAGCCCUACCGAAACCGAGAGCACUUUGCAACCAUUCGGACUGCCUCCCUGGUAACACGGCAGAUGCAAGAGCAUGAGCAGGACUCAGAACUGCGGGAGCAGAUGUCCGGCUACAAGCGCAUGCGGCGACAAAACCAGAAGCAACUGAUGGCACUGGAGAAUAAGCUGAAGGCUGAAAUGGAUGAACACCGGCUACGGCUGGACAAGGAGCUGGAGACCCAGAGGAACAGUUUUGCUGCUGAGCUGGAGAAGCUGGUCAAAAAGCACCAGGCCACCAUGGAGAAAGAUGCCAAGACUUUUGCCAACGAUGAGAAGAAGUUCCAGCAGCACAUACAGGCUCAGCAGAAGAAGGAGCUUGCCAGCUUCUUGGAGUCACAAAAGCGAGAGUAUAAGUUACGUAAGGAGCAGCUCAAGGAGGAGCUGAAUGAGAACCAAUCCACACCCAAGAAAGAGAAGCAAGAAUGGCUGUCCAAACAGAAAGAGAAUUUCCAGCACUUCCAGGCUGAGGAGGAGGCAAACCUCCUGCGGCGGCAGCGCCAGUACCUGGAACUUGAGUGCCGGCGAUUCAAAAGACGCAUCCUCAUCGCCCGCCAUAAUGUGGAGCAAGACCUUGUGCGUGAGGAGCUAAACAAGCGCCAGACACAGAAAGACCUAGAGCAUGCCAUGUUACUUCGCCAUCACGAGUCAAUGCAAGAGCUGGAGUUUCGGCAGCUGAGUUCUGUACAACGCAUGCGGGCAGAGCUGAUCCGUGUGCAGCACCAGACAGAGCUCACAAACCAGAAUGAGUAUAACAAGCGCCGCGAGCGUGAGCUGCGCCGUAAGCAUGUUAUGGAGGUCCGGCAGCAGCCUAAGAGCCUCAAGUCCAAAGAGCUGCAGAUCAAGAAGCAGUUCCAGGACACAUGUAAGAUCCAGACUCGGCAGUACAAGGCAUUAAGGAACCACCUUCUAGAGAGCACCCCCAAAGCAGACCACAAAGCUGUGUUGAAGAGGCUGAAGGAGGAGCAGACACGGAAGCUGGCCAUCCUUGCUGAGCAAUAUGACCACUCCAUCAAUGAAAUGCUGUCCACACAGGCUCUCCGAUUGGACGAGGCACAGGAGGCAGAGUGCAAGGUGCUGCGGAUGCAGCUGCAACAGGAGCUGGAGCUGCUCAAUGCCUACCAGAGCAAGAUCAAGAUGCAGACAGAUGCACAGCAUGACCGUGAAAGAAAAGACUUGGAGCAGAGAGUGUCACUCCGCAGGGCCCUGCUCGAGCAGAAGAUAGAGGAGGAGAUGUUGGCUCUGCAGAAUGAACGCUCAGAGCGCAUCAGAACCCUACUGGAGCGCCAGGCCCGCGAGAUUGAAGCCUUUGACUCAGAAAGCAUGCGUCUCGGCUUCAGUAACAUGGUGCUGUCCAGCCUCUCCACUGAUGCCUUCAGCCACAGCUUCCCAGGUGCUGCCAGUGGUGGAGGAGGAGUAGGUCCAAGCCACCGCAGCAGUAGUCACCACCACCACCAUCACCACCACCACCACCACCACCACCACCACCAACACUCCUCCCAAAGCGGGACCCCUCCACAGCAGGCCUGGGGCCAAGGGGGUGGAGGGAGCAGUGGCGGUCUCGGUGGCACCCCACCCUGGGGGCACCCUUCAACGGGAGCCCUAGGGGCAGGGCCACGGUCUGUGCAGGGUGUACGGAACAGCCCCCAGGCUUUGAGGAGGACAUCCUCUGGGGGGCGCACUGAGCAGGGGAUGAGCAGGAGCACCAGCAUCACCUCACAAAUAUCCAACGGUUCACACCUGUCCUUCACAUAGGCCCGCUCUGCCUGCUGGGGCCCUCAUGCUCUUCUUCCAUACUUUCUGUCUCUCAUUAACCCAGUUUCCUAACCCUGCCCCUUUGUACCCUCCUCUCUUUUGUCCUUUGAUCUCAUACCCACUCAGGCACAGGCCCACAUCUUGUACAUAAUGUGGAGGUGAGAGACCUUUUAGGCUUUGGUGUGUUCCCACCGUGUACAGACAUACAUGCACACACCUGCCAUGGUAUUUGUGGAAUCCUAAAGACUGAGCAUCCUGACGAUACUGUGAGUAGCACAAAUGUUGCGGUGUCCACCCCCCAGAUUGAUAUGAACACCUUAUGUGCGUUGGCCUACAGUCGGAUUUAGUUAGCUUCUUUGUCUUUUGAGUAAAAUGUUUUACAUUUUCAAGGCAUCAAUUUUCCAGCAUGUAAGUUUUAAAGAUAAUAUGAAGGGUGAUCUAAAAUUGUCCCUUCCUCCCACAGUGAUUUUUCAUAGCUAUGAUGAGUGAGUACUAUAGCUGAACAAGAAACCCAUAAUGCACUGCAAUUCCUAUAACAGCAUAUGGCCUCCAGUACAUGUUAGAGAUGAUUUUUAUGCUACAUAAGACAGUCCUUAUGGUGGAAGCACUGAAUGCAAAGACUUUAUUUUUUUUACUUAGUUGCACGUAUAUAUAAAUGUCAAAUAAUCCAGAAAGUUACAUUAAUAUUUAGCAUCUAUUCAGAGAAUUGAAAUGAACAAGUAAAACCAGUCAUAUUUAUGAAGCCUGAUAUAUGCUAUGUUUACCUAAAAAUCAAACUUUUUUUUUUUUUUUGUAUCUUGGUGCCAAGUGUGAAGUUGAGUGCUAUUCUCUCUGGUCAUUUUAGCCAAACAGUGACCUAUGUGAUCACACUACAGAUGUUUGGUUGUAAAGACACUUUUAUAAAAAAAAAAAAAAAAAAACUUUUUAAACAUCUUUUAAAUGAUUUAUAAACACUUUUUAAAUGAUGUAACCAAUCUGGCGGGGGGAUAGAUGGCAGUUGAUGAUGUGAAGGCAGGUUCAUCAGGCUCUGUUUAUGUCCCAGAGCAGGAAGAUUCUAAGCUUAUUACAGCAGCAGCUACACAAGUAUUUCAGAUGGAGAAAGUGAAGUAACAGGUGACCUGGUAGGUAGCACAGAACCUUAGCGAUACAGCAAGCACAUGGACCACAGGUAGCGUGUGGGAGCAGGGGAAUAAGUGGUUGAACAGCGUUGGUCUUUGAUUCAGCCAGUAUCAGGGGGUGUAAGUGCCUGAGCAAGGGGUAUGCUUUGCACAGGGAACAGAUGAGCACUGAAGGUUUGGAGGGAAUACAGCAGGAAGUUCUCAGAAAGGUAGCACACAGACACAGGGUUGGAGUCCAGGAUGUCCAGUAUGGCUGCAAAGUCUCCUUAUGAUCAUUGAAAUGGAAACAGUGUAAUUUUAGGAAUUGAGAGAUCAGAUUUCCAUCUGAGCUGCCUCAAGUUGUAUCUUGUAAGUUUCUGCAUGGCCUCUGCAAAUAUAUUUACAAAUUCCC